AACCAGGUUUGAACUAAUAUUUCGCAUCACAGAACACAAGACAAAAGUGUGUUUAACUAAGUGACAUUCUGUUUAAAACUUAAACUACAAACUUCGUGCAAAAAAUGUCUUCAGUCGUAUCAGCAGUACCAGCAGCCUCUCAAAUCCCCGAGGUGAACAAGGACCCAGUGUCCUGCAUCCCAUGGCCCAUUCCACCCCCCAACCCUGGACUGGAUAUCAAAUACAACAAGAUAUUUAUCUCCAAUGAAUGGGUUGAUGCGUGUGACGGUGAAGAAAUCGAUGACGUUAAUCCGGCAACAGAGAAGGUCAUCACCAAAGUUGCGUACGGGAAGCAGGCUGACGUCGACCGCGCGGUGGCAGCAGCGAGCAAAGCGUUCCAACCUAGCUCAAAAUGGAGGCGAAUGGAUGCUUCAGAUAGAGGAGUGCUCAUCAACAAGCUAGCUGAUUUAAUCGACGCUAAUAAAUGCUAUCUGGCGUGUUUGGAAUCUUUAGACUGUGGCAAGCCUUACACACACUCGUUUUUCAUGGACACUGGUGUUUCUAAGAUAUUGCGUUACUAUGCUGGUUGGACCGAUAAAAUGCAUGGCAAGACACUUCCCGUGGAUGGAGAUUACCUUAGUUACACUUUGGUGCAACCCGUUGGUGUCUGUGGACUUAUUUUACCGUGGAAUGUGCCCCUGAUUUCUCUGUGCAUGAAGAUAGGGCCAGCUCUCUGCUGUGGUAACACUGUAGUUAUCAAGCCAAACGAACAGACUCCGCUAUCCGCUUUAUACAUUGCAUCACUGGCAAAAGAAGCCGGUUUUCCUGAAGGUGUAUUCAAUGUUGUACCAGGUGGUCCUGAGGCAGGAGCAGCAAUGGCAAGUCAUUCCGGCAUCAACAAAAUCUCUUUCACCGGUUCUAUUGCUGUCGGUCGCAAAAUCGAGGAAAGUUCGGCGAAAACGAACUUGAAACGACUUACAUUGGAGUUGUCAGGAAACUGCCCAAACAUCGUGUUUGCUGAUGCGGAUCUUGACUAUGCUGUUGAAAACGCCCACCAAGCCGUGUUCAUGAACCAAGGCCAAUUAUGUACAGCUGGUGCAAGGACUUUCGUACAAGAAGAUAUUUAUGACGAAUUUGUUGCUAAGAGCGUUGCUAGGGCAGCCAGGAGAAUUGUAGCUGAUCCAUUUCAGCUUCACUCUGAACAAGGACCACAGAUCAGCCAAAAACAUUUGGAUUCGAUACUUGGAUAUGUAAAGUCAGGCAUUGAAGAAGGUGCAAAGUUAGAAUGUGGUGGAAGCAGACAUGGGAGCACUGGUUAUUACAUGCAACCAACUGUGUUUUCUAACGUUACUGAUACGAUGCGGAUCGCUAAAGAAGAGAUUUUCGGACCAGUCCAGUGUAUUUUUAAGUUCAAAACAGUUGAAGAAGUUAUACAAAGAGCUAACAACACUGAGUAUGGUUUAGCUGCUGGCAUUUUUACCAAAGAUGUAUCAGUAGCUUUGGAAAUGGCAAAGGCGCUUGAAUCAGGAACUGUUUGGGUGAACUGCUACAACGCUUUUGCUGUACAAAGUCCUUUUGGUGGCCUGAAAAUGUCCGGAAAAGGAAAGGAAAUGGGCGAAGAAAGCCUUCGAGAAUUUUCCGAUGUCAAGACAGUCACUUUAAAACUGCCGCAAAUUCAGAAUAUUUCUAUUGGCACUGGAUCUACCGUUCAAUACAGUACACCGAAAGUUUCGCCUAACUAAAUUGCUUUUUAUAUUUUAAUAACACGACUUCUGCUUGACUGCUUCUUGCGUUGAUUAUAUCUGAACUUGGUAAGCUAUCGUUGAAAGAGCAAGCUUACAUCGUGUACAAACAGUUGCUUUUCAUAUUGUUCGUAUUUUGUUAUUUCACAAUCGUUCUCGCAUUGGUAUUGCGCUCCUAUCUUCCGUGGCAUACUAUUUAUGCUGUAAAUAAAACCAAAAAAGUUA
Messenger RNA from Ciona intestinalis (vase tunicate), 1946 nucleotides. Its product is annotated as retinal dehydrogenase 2. The record is from RefSeq and is a predicted model, not a curated record. Lineage: Eukaryota; Metazoa; Chordata; Ascidiacea; Phlebobranchia; Cionidae. Gene Ontology annotation, molecular function: oxidoreductase activity, acting on the aldehyde or oxo group of donors, NAD or NADP as acceptor.